Messenger RNA from Mustela lutreola (European mink), 596 nucleotides. RefSeq names its product vomeronasal secretory protein 1-like. The transcript is spliced from 7 exons. Gene Ontology annotation, molecular function: small molecule binding. The record is from RefSeq and is a predicted model, not a curated record. The coding region runs from base 36 to 551 and encodes 171 amino acids. NCBI's taxonomy places the organism in Eukaryota, Metazoa, Chordata, Mammalia, Carnivora, Mustelidae.
ACUCGUUGGGCAGCUGUGACUGCAGAGCCCCGGAGAUGAAGACCCUGCUCCUGGCCACGGCCCUCGGCCUGAUCACCGCGCAGGCCCAGGACCCCCUGUCCUUCCCGGACCCCGAUAUUUCAGGGAAGUGGUACAUCAGUGCUUUCAUCUCAGAGACGGGCUCCCCAGUGGCCCAGGCGUCCCCCAUACUGUUCACAGUGCUGAGCAGUGGGGACGUGCGCACCUCCACUGUGUAUCGGAUCGACAAUCAGUGCCAUGAAGUGGAAGUCACCCUGGAGAAAACCGGCACACCCGGCAAAUACAGAGCCUUUGGAGGCAGGAGUUACGUGCAGGUAGAGGAGGCUCCCGUGCGGGACUACCUCAUGUUUUACUGCGAGGGACAGCAUGAGAGAAGAUUCAGAACAGCCAAGCUCGUGGGCAGACAUCCCGACGUGAACCCAGAAGCUCUGGAAGCAUUUAAGAAAUUCACCCAGCGCAAGGGUUUGCCAGAGAAGGACAUCCACAUGCCUGAGCAGAUGGAAAGAUGCGUUCCCACACCUUCCCACACGUGAUGAGGGGCAGGAGGCACAACCAUCCACUCCGGCAGCCCCGGGACA